Molecule: messenger RNA, 2481 nt
Organism: Petromyzon marinus (sea lamprey)
Lineage: Eukaryota; Metazoa; Chordata; Hyperoartia; Petromyzontiformes; Petromyzontidae
Gene: ZNHIT3
Product: zinc finger HIT-type containing 3
Biological process (GO): maturation of LSU-rRNA from tricistronic rRNA transcript (SSU-rRNA, 5.8S rRNA, LSU-rRNA); snoRNA localization; box C/D snoRNP assembly
Cellular component (GO): nucleus; pre-snoRNP complex
Molecular function (GO): protein binding
Source: RefSeq, a predicted model, not a curated record
UCGCGUGACAUAGCCGCUCGACUGCGAUUGGCUGCUGCUGCUGUUAGGUGGCGGUGAGGAACGAGCGAUGGAGGCGAUGAAAAAGGCAGCGGUGUGCGCCGUGUGCGCGCUCUCUCCUCGCAAGUACAAGUGUCCCGCGUGCGAAAGCCCAUACUGUUCGGUGGAGUGCUAUAAAGUCCACAAAGGGAGCAGCAACUGCACUCCAAAGCCCAACACUGCUGCCGUCACGUCCGCUGGGAGCCCUCUUGACAGAAGGCACGACAAGGCAGUGGACAACAAUACUUAUGAUGGUGCAGAUGAAGAUUCUGACCAAGUGCCCCCAACCAGAUUGCGUCUGCUAGACGAGAGCGCUGCCCUGAGGGCACUGCUGGACAACCCCCACCUGCGCUCGCUUCUGGUGGAGAUCGACAGUGCGCAGGACAAGGCGACGGCGAUGCGCCUCGCCAUGCAGGAGCCGCUCUUCGUCGAGUUCGCCGACCGGUGCCUGAGUGUCGUGGCGCCCGCGGACGGCGAGCGGGAGGACUAGCGCCACCGGCGUUUCCGGACGUCGCAACGCACUCCGGCAAAGAAGAGAUAUCGCCACCGGCCGUAGUCUUUCCACUGCUGGAUGAAGACAUGCCCAAAGUGGUCGCCAUCUCGAGCCGAUUUUACCGCUCCCAUCUCUGCGGUGGUAAAAGAAUCCCCGCCAACAACCUGCACUCAGCAGUGGGUGAAUACAAAGGGCUGUACCUAUAAUAUGUAGCAUAACGCUGUCCAUAGAAUACUGUGAUGGUGUUUAUUCAGAGAUGGAAGUUAAUGCUUUGGAGGCAGUGUGGUAUUGCAACAUCUGCCAAUGAAUGUGUGUGCCAGUUCAGAUGUUUUGUUUUUAUCUAAAACGUUAUAACGAGUCAUAAUUUCAACUUGUAACGCGAGCCACACGCUGAGCCGGCACCAACAGUUGUCCAAGCUCAGCAGUCUACAGAUUCAGGUGUUAUCGGCCAUUUAAUUAGUGCUAAGAUAUGGGAGGAAACCGGAGCACCUCGAGAAAACCAAAAUAUGCGAGAGGGAAAUCUCUCCUGUACAGACCGAACAGGUGGAGUCCACAUUUUGUCUGUACCGCCUUCUGGAAAGUCAAGGUAUAACUGCUGGACACUCACAGAAAAAAGAGUUUAGCUGCAUUUGUACGGUGAUCAAUCGGCAUUGCCUCCGCAGUGCUGGAUUGCAGGCAGCCACGUGCAGUAUUGCCACCACGGCUUGGCUAUACUGCACGUAUAGGGAGCACGUGUUUAUUUCUCAGCAAGUGAUUGGUUACUUGAGUGCAGUAGCCACAUUGUGGCAUUUAUUUCGUAAGAUGUGGCCUAAAAUAAAGAUGUAUUUUUCUUACGUGUGUGGUUUUGCUUUAGUAAUGUUGCUGUUGUACAUCUGGUUAUUUUUUUAGUUUUAUAAACGACAGUGGCGUCACUAGGGUUGGUGUCACCCAGUGCAGUAACUCAUGGUGUCACCCCUCAUGGGCCUCCGUCCAUACCAGACCAUACAGAAUCCUUAGUAAUGUGUUUUGUACUAAUGUUUCUGGUAAAUGGUAAUUCCCGUAAAUAACUGAAUGUAAUGGCAAUAGUGACAUAAACAACUAGCAACAUUUAAAUUACACCUUUAAAUGCCAAUAUUUCCUUUAAUUACUCCAUUCUCAAAAAAGUUAUUGAUCUAAGUUCACAAAUACUAAUUACCACAGUAUUGCACCUAAAACACCAGAAAAUUUGACAAAACCAGCGACUAAAAACACGAGCAGCAACAGCGCGUGCAGACGAAAGCACGUGAUUCGAAGCGUCACUGUAAUUGGGUAAUAACAGCUCUGACCGGAGGGCAUUCGAAGGUUCAAAAAGUAAAUUCGCACAGGGAUUUAGCCUUGUAGGUAUAUUAAUACAGUACAUGUAAGCUGGGCUUACGAAAAAUGUUUUUGUUACAACCACAAGGAUAUUUUUUUUUAAUAAAAAAAAAUAAUUUCUGCUGAAACACUGCACAAACAUUGUAUAGACAGUCAUUUUGGUGUCACCCCCUCUGAUGGUGUCACCCCCUCUGAUGGUGUCACCCCCUCUGAUGGUGUCACCCCCUCUGAUGGUGUCACCCCCUCUGAUGGUGUCACCCGGUGCGGUCCGCACCACCCUAGUGACGCCACUGAUAAACGAAUUUAAUUUUUUGACCAAAACAUGGAAAUCGUUUCCUUUUCAAAUGGAAAGCACUCAUCCUGUUAGCCGUCUUAAACCAACCGUUUACUAAAAAUGUGCAUCAGUUUGAUCGACCCUGCAAAAAUUACGGGCUGAGUUAACCCUCAGCGGAGUAGUAACUCACAACCUUCUUAUUGAUUAUGGUGUUCAAAUAUGUCAUUGGCCUCAGUUGUAAAAAAAAUACCAUUCUGCUCUGUAACCUUGAAGACUUUGACAAAACGAGUCUGUAAAUCAAUGAACUCUCACCUGCGUAAGGAACCAGCAUAAACAUCUAUACGAC